AACCAGAAACACUCAGUGACAACAAAAUACUGCUACAGCCAUUCAUGGGUUCUGUUUCCUAGUACUCUUAACAGAUACAGUGACUUCGAACUAAGUUCAACAAAGACCUUCCAGGCAUCAUUCUGAAUUCCAAUGACCGCAACACAGCGAAACGAUCAAAGAAUGAUACUUUAUCAAAGACAAGCAUAGUUGAGGUACCAUUUUCCAUUAUCUUCGAUCGUUAUCAAGGCUUUACUGACAAAGAAAGUACUAAAGGCAACACCUUUUUUUACUGGAACCUGUCCAGGGCCAUGAUCGCCCAUCGCUUCAUCGCCAGUCUCCGUUAGCCCUUAUCCAAAAUCACCUUUUGAGGGUUUGAGUAACGCAGUCACUCGGCACACUAAUAAUCUGGGUUCAUCUGCAAUCGGAAAUAGAAUGAGCAAAAACAAGAGGGAAUUAGAAUUUAGAAAGAGGAUGGCAAACUGCAAACAAAGAUGAACCAAAAAACUCUCAAACAAGAAUCUGAGCAGUAGGGUUCCAGUGAAAUUGAGAGGGGAAGUCGUUGGGCCGGUAUACCCACUGACCCGGCCCGACUUGGCCCGACCUAUGAUUUUAUUAGUUUAUACGAUUCUGAAAUUCUCGUGCUUUAAGCUGCAGCCUGCAGCUUUUUCUCACUCACUUCCCAGCCGCCUGCUUGCUCCCAACUGCUGCUAGGGACUCAUUAUCAGCGUUUGCUCCGAGUGGAAAGAAUCCGGAUCACCUCGUCGUCGGCGAACUUCGGGCGGAGGAUCGUGGCUUGCUGUUUGGCUAGGGUCAUGUUGACAACAUCCACGCCGUAACGGUGGCAGAGGCUAAUAAGGAGAUUUUCCAAAUUCAUAGGGCAACCCAUCCGGCUAAUUGCGCAACUUCAGCUACCGACUUUCUCCAGCUCUCCCUCCACCUUCUCCGCAUUCAAAACUUCGUUGCUCAGCAAACGCUCCCGCGUUGCGUUGUACACGGGGCUUAAGGAUGAGGGAGUUUUUCGGCACGACUGACCAAACAAAAGAGCAUCAUCUCGAAAUCAUGUAGGCAACUGGGGUAAAGAUUUUAGCUUUGUUUGCGGUGGUCGACUCCUCUUUAGUCUUUAUCCUGCUUGAAAACCAGACAGUCACUCCUGCCAUCAUGAGUAUCAACUGUCUAGUUCUAGGUGCCGGGCAAGAAGUUGGGAAGAGCUGCGUGGUGGUAACAAUCAAUGGGAAGCGAAUCAUGUUUGAUUGCGGGAUGCACAUGGGUCACCAUGAUGACAAACGUUACCCUGAUUUUGCUCUCAUUGAUGGUCCCCUGGAUUGUGUUAUAAUAACUCACUUUCAUCUGGAUCAUAUUGGUGCGCUUCCUUACUUCACUAAAGAGUAUUCGUACAAUGGUCCUAUUUACAUGACGUACCCGACAAAGGCGUUGGCCCCUUUGAUGUUGGAGGAUUUUAUGAAGGUAACAGUUGGAAGGGGUGGGGAAGAGAAGUUUACCACUGAUGAUAUAUCUGAAUGCAUGAAGAAAGUCACCCUAGUUGAUCUGAAGCAGACUAUACAAGUUGACAAGGAUCUUCAAAUCCGUGCCUACUAUGCAGGACAUGUUCUUGGAGCUGCAAUGUUUUAUGCAAAGGUAGGAGACGCGUCUAUGGUCUAUACUGGUGACUAUAAUAUGACACCAGAUAGGCAUCUCGGGGCUGCACAAAUUGACCGACUAGAACUAGAUCUCGUUAUAUCUGAGUCAACUUAUGCAACGACUGUACGUGAUUCAAGAUAUGCUCGUGAGAGGGAGUUUCUUCAAGCUGUUCAUGAAUGUGUUGAAGGUGGAGGAAAGGUCUUGGUUCCAACAUUUGCACUUGGGAGAGCUCAGGAGUUGUUCAUUUUGUUGGAUGACUACUGGGAGCGCAUGAAUCUCAAGGUUCCGAUAUAUUUCUCGUCAGGUUUGACAAAACAAGCUAAUAUUUACUACAAGACCUUUAUGAGCUGGACCAGCCAAAAGAUCAAAGAUACAUACGCAAUGCACAAUGCCUUCAAUUUCAAACAUGUUGUCAGUUCUGAUCGGUCAGUGAUAAAUACUGUUGGACCUUGUGUUCUCUUCGCCACAUCUGGAAUGCUCAGUGGUGGCCUUUCCCUGGAGGCUUUCAAGAAGUGGGCUCCUUUCGAGGAGAAUCUCGUAACAUUGCCUGGGUACUGUGUAGCUGGAACGAUAGGCCACAAGCUUGCGGCGGGUAAACGUACUAGGAUCUAUGUGGACAGUGAUAGCCAAAUAGAUGUCCGUUGUAAUAUCCAUCAGUUGGCUUUCAGCGCACAUACUGACUCCAAAGGAAUCAUGGACCUUCUCAAGUUUUUGUCUCCGAAGCACGUAAUGCUAGUACAUGGCGAGAGGCCCAGCAUGUUCCGUCUCAAAGACAAGAUAAAGUCUGAAAUGGGAAUCGAGUGCGACGUUCCAGCGAAUGGUGAAACGGUGAAGAUUCCAUGUGCCACCCUUCAUGUGAAAGCUCGGACCUCGGAUGCAUUUGUCAAGAGUUGCCAGAGUUCCAAUUUUAGGUUGUCAAGAUGUUCCACAUCAUCAGGUCUAGUAGCAUCAACUGAUCCCUGCUCGCCUCUGCUGGUAAGUGAUGAUAGAGUUGGUGAAGCAGUCUUAUUGUUGGAUCAAAGCAAGGCGAAGGCUAUGCACCAGGAUGAGCUGCAGUUCCUUAUGUCAGUAGAAGAAAAACCCUAGGCGGUUAUGUUAACUUCAUUGCUUUCCAGUUAGAAGCACUAACUUAAUGCAGGUGAUGCGUGUAAGUGCCGUCCCGGCUAGGACCGGCAAUUUGGUCCAUGACUGUUUGGUUUUAUCCGAAACCAGACCGUAUAACUCGAACCGGGACCGGACUGGGACCGGAUAGCAAACAAUCCAAUCUCAUAUUCGGGCUUACAUUUGAGGUAAAAAAACCCGGAUAAAGAUCGGAUAAGAGACCCCAACACUCAAAUCCCCACAAACUCAAUCUAAAAUCAAAAUCAAAUUGGGACCGGACCGGGUCAAGACCGGAGUGUAUCCAAUCCAAUUUUUGAUCCUUAUAUUCCCGAAAAGAUUUAACCGGAUCGGGCCGCAUAGCCACCCCUAGUCCCGGCCCACAACUAAACCUUUGUGCUGGUUUCGACAUUAUUACUUACCAGUAACCUGCUGGAGUUUACACAACAGCAAAAACCAAUGAAAAGCCAAAAUUUCAAGUUUGAUGAAUUUAUCCCCACUCUAUUUAUCGAUCGUUGAUGGGUGUCAAAUCCGUGGGGUUCAAGAAACAAACAUAGGAACAAUUAUGGGAAAUUGCGGUUUAACUGGACUUAUUUAGCUUUUACUUAAAUUUAUAUUUUAUACAUAACAACAAAUAAAUUGCAAUGUAAUAGAUGACAUGUUUCUUUAAUAUUCGCAAUGUCGCAAAUGUAAAUCGCAAAGACCGCCACCUAUUUUUCUUUUCACCUCAACUCAAACUUUUAUGAUCGAAAGUCUACAAUUUUAUUUUCAAAAAUUUAAAAGUGUGUAGAUAUAUUUUUUGAGUACUAUUAAUCAAAUUCAGUGCCUGCAUGUCAUAAGAAAAUAUAUUUUUUGAGUGGCCAAGUUGCAUCAUCAUAUCAUAUCUCCUUCUGGAGUGGUUGCAUGCAUUAUCUCAAUUCUCAUCUGUUGUUGCUGAGAGACGCAAUUUGUGUCCCGCCUGGAGUUGGCAGCAUUCAUUCUAUUUGAGCUUUUCCCCAUGCUCGAUAUUAUACAUCAUAUAUCUUUGUUAAUUUCUACCCAAAUUUCUCACCUUGCUUUCACCUCACUUCAGCUUCUGCAAUGUAUUAAUAAAUAGAAAACCCUCUUAUGUGAUGAUCAUCAAUAAAGUCCCCACUUUGUAUUUUUCAGGUUGUAUGGCAAGAUAACUCAUCAGCAUGGGUAUUCAAUCGAAUGUUUAAUUCAAUUUGAUUGGGGAUAUUCAAUAGUUAUUUUUGUGGAAGAUUUUUUUUCUCAAUUCAACUGAAAGGGUAAUGGAUUAGGUAUCAAAUCCACCCGAAUAUGUGGUACAACUAUAGUUUUAAACGCACUCGAUUCAACACUUCAGUCAUUCAUAUGCUUCAAUCAUAAUAAUUAUCUCUUAAAAACAAAAUUGCUAUUUUUUCUGACUUCUACACACAGAAAAAAAAUUUCGUAACAAUGUUCAAAAAUGAUAUUGAUAUUCUAAUAAAAAUUUCACAUUACAUCAAAAACUUUGUAUAUGGUUAUCAGUAGAUAGUGUGGAUGUAUUUCCCCUAAAUUGCAUACGUAUAGGUUUUGGUAUGGCAUAUUACAUCCCGCCUACUUUGAUUACAGGGAGGAUUACAAUUUUAAAACUGUGAUUCAAUGAUGUUGUAUAGAAAAACGGUCUCCACUGGAACUGAAACUGGUCGUAAUCCCUAGUCCUUCUCUUUGUUUUGAGUUGUUGUUACUAAGUGGUAUACGAUCCAUAAUAUAAUCUCACCCAACAAUUCGAAUUAUUGGGACCAACCGGUUCUUGACAUGGUAUAAUUUGAAUGUCAAUGAUCUUAUUUGUUAAGCACAUGAUAUUCAAUAUAUGGUGGCUUUCAUUGAUGUGUGUGUUAGGAAGUGGUAUAUGAUCCAUAAUUGAAACUCUACUAAUAACUCGAAUCAUUGAAAUCAAUGGUUUCUUCACGGUUAUGUUUUUUUUUAAGGAUUGACCAUGGUUAAGUUGAACUCACGAGGAGAGAGAAUUCCCAACAGCUUGAGUGCAAAACAAAGAGAAAUUUGCCUAGCUUAGUGCAAUUAGAUUGUGCUGGAUUUUUUGUUGUAUAAAGAAUGUAGGUAACGAGAUAAUGGACAUCUCUCUUACUGUUUCCCACAUGAUCCACAGGCCACAGCUGCACGCAAAGAAAUUAAAUAUCAUACAUUAUAUAAUUAUCAAAAUUGCAAUUCCAUUAUGGUAUUAUCUAGCUUUAGCAGUUUAGUGCUCCUUGUCCACUUAUAAUUUCUCCAUUUUUCCUUUUCUCCAAAAGAUGAAGGGAUCAUCUCAAGAGGCUAGAUUAGUGAUAAUGUAUGAAUUAUAAUAUCCACUACGUGUUGGGUUUGAACUUUGAAAAUUGUUAUGUAUGUUGGGGAAAUUACCAAUUUUUUUAAAUAUCUUUAUAUUUCGUUUUGUCCCGCAUUUAUCCGGAAUUAUGUAUGGUUAAGGUAGAAAAAUCAGCACCAAAAACUUCUAACAUUCCUAACAUUCUUGAGUUAAUCAUAUGACUAUAUGGGGGUUUGUAAAUACACAUGGAAAUAUUUUACAAAAUCAAUUUGUCACUGAAAAUAAGAACAAAAUAUGUGUAAAUGUUGCAGUCCUUAUAAUGUCUAGCAAGUUAAGAGGCAUUGGCCUUCAACUUGGACAAAAAAGAAGAUGAAAGUUGUUUGAGCCCAGAUACUUUGGAUUCCAAUUCCCCACCCGCUCUAUCUCUAUGCAACGAGUUCUAGGCACCUAGCCUGCACACACACGCACAGAGAAAGGCGUUUGGGCUUGUUAGUCCUCUGACGAUCAAGUUAGUUUGGAUCUUAGAGAGAGAGGCACCAAGUUCUGGUGUUUAGUGAGAGAAUCCCCAAAUACUUUGGCUCUUUAUAAUGCCUAGCAAGUUAAGACUUAAGAGGUAUUGGCCUUCAACUUGGACAAAACAGAAUUUGAAAUUAAUGAAAUGGUUGUCCUUUGAUUUUGAUCAUUAAGAGGAGAUGUAGCGACCAAGUAGUUGGCUAGUGGCUAUAUCUUUUCGGAUGAAAUGAAAUCAAUGUGUUUGUCUAGGAUGAUUGGUAGGAUAAUUAGUAUAAUUAGGGGUUCUUAUUUUUUUAUGGUUCAUUAGUGUUAUUAUUUAUAACAAUUUGUAGCUAUAAUGCGGAAGGAGGAAAUUAUAUGUUCAUGUUAGUAGCUGUGGAAAUUGGGGUGGGUGUGGUUACCCGCCCCACAAAUAUAGAACUAUGUUACCCACAACCCGCCCCGCAGUGGGUAGUGGUUAACCACUACUCGCUAUGGGUUGGUGCGAGUUGGUUGUGGAUACCCACAAAAAUUUCACAUUAAAUAUAAUAAUAUGGUAAUUAAAUAGUGAUGUUGUG
Molecule: messenger RNA, 6075 nt
Organism: Linum trigynum
Lineage: Eukaryota; Viridiplantae; Streptophyta; Magnoliopsida; Malpighiales; Linaceae
Source: the annotation of a GenBank genome assembly